This is a messenger RNA of Mytilus californianus (California mussel), 1721 nucleotides long. RefSeq names its product inosine triphosphate pyrophosphatase-like. The record is from RefSeq and is a predicted model, not a curated record. Gene Ontology annotation, biological process: nucleoside triphosphate catabolic process. Gene Ontology annotation, cellular component: cytoplasm. Bases 206 to 838 code for a protein of 210 amino acids. NCBI's taxonomy places the organism in Eukaryota, Metazoa, Mollusca, Bivalvia, Mytilida, Mytilidae. Gene Ontology annotation, molecular function: nucleoside triphosphate diphosphatase activity. The transcript is spliced from 4 exons.
UUAACCCUCUUGCUGCCAAAGGGACAUUUAUGGCUUCUACACACAAAUCUUGUUGAUUGUGUAGAACGUCAAAGGUCCAUGGUAACGUCACAAUACUGAGGGGCACUGACAACGUCAAAAGACGGCGCCAAAAGGACGAUUUUGGCGGGAAUGAAGCAAACUGAAUAAAAUGCAUUAUUUGUAUACUUAAAACGGAUGUCAAAAAAUGAUACAGGAUCAUAAGCUUGUUUACUCAAGACUAUAUAAGAGAUAUAUAAUGGCUAGCACCAAACAACCUAUUACUCUUGUCACUGGAAAUAAGAAAAAGCUUGAAGAAUUUGUUGCUAUCUUAGGAAAAGAUUUUCCUUACGAGGUGAUUAGUAAUGAUGUAGAUCUACCAGAAUACCAGGGAGAGCCUGAUGAGGUAGCCAGAUCUAAGUGUGAAUUGGCAAGAUCACAAAUCAAAGGUCCAGUGAUUAUUGAAGAUACUUGUUUAUGUUUCAAUGCUCUAGGUGGAAUGCCAGGUCCCUAUAUAAAAUGGUUUUUAGCAAAGAUAGGUCCAGAAGGUUUACAUAAGAUGUUAUAUGGAUUUGAAGAUAAAACAGCAUAUGCCUUAUGUACAUUAGCUUAUCAUCCUGGGGUUGAAGGAUCAGAGGUUAUCUUAUUUAGAGGUCAGACAGAUGGUCAAAUUGUAUCACCUGAGGGACCAAGAGACUUUGGCUGGGAUCCAUGUUUCCAACCCGAUAAGUUUACACAGACCUAUGCAGAAAUGCCAAAGGAUGUAAAAAAUACAAUAUCUCAUAGAUUCAAAGCAGUGACAGCUUUGAGAGAACAUUUUAUAAAGCUGGCAAAGUCAUAAUAAUAAUCUUUUAUAUGAUUUGUCUUCAUUUUUAUAGAAUUAUGAAUCCGAUUAUUAUUUUUUACUCAUUUAUUAAUGGGAGAUGCAUAUAAUUUAAACUUUUGUGGCUCACCUUGUUGAAAACUAGAGUGAGCUAUUACCAUCUAUCCUGGUCAUCCUUGUCAUUGUCCAUCAUAAAAGCUUUUUUUUAAAUCCUACUCUGAAAACUCAAUGCCAUUGAAACCUAUCUUGACCCUCAUCCAUUUGGAGGCUAGUUUCAAAAGGAUGUGUGAUGUUCCUAUCAUUCAACCAAUAUAGCUGCUUACAGAAGGUAGAGUAUAGGGGUAAAUUAUGCAAAAUUUUACAUUUCAACACUAACAUAUUAAGCUUUAAAAAGGAGAGGGUUUAGAUCUUUAAAAAAAAUAGUCUAAAAACCUGACCAAAUGGCCUUUGUCAGGAAUCUUGUUAGUAGUUGUCUCUUGUAAUAUCUAAAUGAUUUUUAGGCUUUUGGGAAAUUUGAUGAUGUUUGCAGAUCUUUGAUAGGCUCUGUUAAAUUUAUACACAAGAUUUUUCAGACUCUUGGGAAUUUUAUGAAACUCAUACACAAUGCUAAGAACCACAACACGCAGACAGAGUUCCAAUUUGGGCAGUGAGUCAUUUACCGUUCUAGAGUUAUGCCCCUUUUAAACUUGGAAAAUUGCAAAGCUUAAGCAGGGGCAUUCUUGUCCUCAGACACAUUCUUCUUUUAUUUUAUUUAUGAUUUGGAAACAGUAGGCAACACAUGUCUUACUUGGUAGACUCACACAAAGUUUAAUAAGAAGUUAUAAAUAACAGGUGAAUUCUUACUACUUAUUCCAGCUAUUGCCCAAAAAAGCAUCUUAAUAAAGAGGUAAUGUUAAUGAGA